AUGAGUGUACAGCCUGGGACGGGCCAUGUGGCUGAUCAACCAGGCAUAUCGGAUCUGGAUCUUACCUGGGACUCAGAUCAAUAUUAUGAUGAAUGUGUGUAUUACCGUGAAGGAAGUGAUCUAUACGCCGAAGACGUCGAUGGUCAGAUGGCGGUAUUGCCGGAAGUACCUGUGACGACGGAAGAUGUGAGGAUCGGAGAUAUUCAACUAUGGGGAUCUGAUAAUCAGACUCCAGAAGAAAUUGAGCGACUUCGUCAAAAGAUCUGGAAAGGAAGUUCCGACAUCUCUUGA
Molecule: messenger RNA, 291 nt
Organism: Phytophthora megakarya
Lineage: Eukaryota; Oomycota; Peronosporomycetes; Peronosporales; Peronosporaceae
Source: the annotation of a GenBank genome assembly